AUGCAUGAUCGGCAGCAGCCCGAGGGCCUCGAGGAAACGGAUCGGCUUAUCGGGAGUUUCAUGAAGACGCGCAAAUGGCGAAAAAUUGUGGAUAUCGGGCAAGAGAUGAUCCCUGCGCACCGUACACGGUAUCUGUGGGCUUGGCCAUUGGAGCAGGACGUCGAAAAAAUGGGUCAAGUGCUCGAUCGGUUCAUGGUCAGAUCAAUCACCAGCAUUGGCUGUGGAACUGGAUUACUUGAGUGGAUUAUCAGUUGUGCUUUCGGUGCAAUUAGCUUCAUUGGAAUCGAGGUCGACGAAGACUGGUGGAGCUCCAGAUACGCACCGACCAGCUACAUCCCGUUGACGUUUGUCGAGAACAGUAGCGGCGGCAGUAAGGUCGUGGGGGUCAUAGAACGAUUGAAAAUUCCCCGGACUGAUGCUCUCUUGUUUUGCUACUUCAACAAUGGCGAUGCUUUCGACCAAUACGUUCAAUCGUUCGAGGGCAGUUUCGUGAUUAUCGUUGGUCCUCGGUGCGAUCGAGGCGUGCACACGAAUCCAUUACCGAUGGCACCGGGCGAUGCGUUCGUCCGUCGGUGGCACUUGGUAGAGCAUUUUAAUGUUGGAAGUGAGGAUAUCAAUUGUGUGGCGUUGUAUAAACGAUCUAAAAGUGAAUAA
This is a messenger RNA of Anopheles bellator, 654 nucleotides long. RefSeq lists its product as uncharacterized. The record is from RefSeq and is a predicted model, not a curated record. The coding region runs from base 1 to 654 and encodes 217 amino acids. The transcript has 2 exons. NCBI's taxonomy places the organism in Eukaryota, Metazoa, Arthropoda, Insecta, Diptera, Culicidae.